This is a messenger RNA of Striga hermonthica, 733 nucleotides long. The record is from the annotation of a GenBank genome assembly. NCBI's taxonomy places the organism in Eukaryota, Viridiplantae, Streptophyta, Magnoliopsida, Lamiales, Orobanchaceae.
CGGCAGCCGAGCCCAGCAGUCACCCAGCACAGCAGGCAGUGCGCGGGUAGUGCAGGUAUGCGCGGCAGGUACUGCAUGUAAUCAGUACCCGCUGCGAGUGGCCGUUGGCAGUGCGCCUGUGCACGCCAACACCCAACCAGCGUGCCAGCAUGCGGUAACGCACGCCAGCACGCAGCGUCGCUUGAUGAUGGCUUCGGCAGCAGCCUGCUCGAGUAGCCAGUGUUGCGGGAAGGCACAGCGCACGCCCGCAGCGUUCAGUUGCAUGUCGGCACGCGCGUCCAUGGCCAGCACCGCACCGUCAGCCGUGCAGCAGCCGCGCCACGCCCUGUGCAUGCCCAACCGUGGUCAGGUGCACGCAGCACUCUCGGCCAUGGCCAUGGCAGGCAGGCCGCAACGGCCGUGCCCGCAUCAGUUCCACCAGCAGCCGCGGCCGCAGCCUUGGCAGGCCGGCCUGGAGUUUAUCUUUGAGGUCAUGGACUGUCCAGAUAGAUAUCGUGUAGUUUAUGCUCAGCUUCAGCUCACUGGUGAUGCUAGGCUCUGGUGGAAUGCCUACUGGAGCAUGCGUCCCGGUGAGAAAGCGGGUUGUACGUGGGAUAUGCUCAAGGAGCUAGUCCGCGAAAAGUACUACCCCUCAUAUUAUUGGGCAGAGAUGGAGCGUCAGUUCUUAGCGCUCCAGCAGGGCACUCGUACUGUUGAUGAGUACGAGAGAGAGUUUACUAGACUUGCAGCUUUC